ACAACUCCGCCCAUCCCACAAGCCGCAUGACAAACCUGUGUGUCAAGAUUAUAACUUUUCAGAGUUAAGAUCAGAGAGGACACAUUUGCUGAGAACCAAGAGUUGGGCUACAAGACAUUGCAGACUACCAGGAAUGGGUCUUCCAGCCGGGCUGUUAGAGUUCUUGGGGCCAGUAGGGUGGGGGGCAGCAGUGCUGGUAGGGGUGGUUAUAUUCAUUCAAGUGGUUAAAAAGAACAGGGAGGAGAAACGUUCUAUUUCUCCAGGAACUCACAAGUGUUUUGGUGACGAGAGAACACGGUUGAAGGAGGAAAAGUCGAAUGAAGCUUCUGGAAGAACUGGAAACUCUAGGAAGAAGAGAGUAGAACCGUGCCGUCAUGACGAACAUGAGGAUGACGUAAUAAAAGGUUACGGCCUUGGACAUGUUCACAAAUAUAAAGAUGACAAAAAAUUUCGACCAUCUUGGUGUGAUAAGGAGAAUGAAGGCAUUACAGAGGCAGACCAUAUUCCACCUAAAGAUUCUCUGAAGAAGGCCCUAAACAAUGUACGACUGGAUCGUCUCCUACAAGUGAAUCCAAGGCUUCAUGAGAUGAUCAUGAGCCUUGUUAAUGACCCAACUGGACAGAAACUGUUAACCAUGAGGGUUCUUUACCAGGAUCACAGAGAUGCUCUGACCACUGGUAGCAGCAAAGAAUCUAAAAUAUGCAGGUGGAUUUUGACACAAACAAUGCUAAGCGGAAAAGAUGAUUGUGCAGUAAAAAUGCUGGAGCAAGCUUUUAUCAUGGGUCAUCCUAUAGCUUCCCAGAUGCUCAGACAUGAUGCUGGAUUUGUUGACGCCGCACUACGUACCGAGGGUAAAGUUGACAUGUCUGAUGAAGGCACAAGGAGCUACUACAGAUAUGGCUACACUGACCUGGUCGAUGAAUAUCUCUACAAGGGGAUAAUCAACGAUGGUCAAGCAAAAGACCUCAAAAUAUGGGUGAAAAGAGAGAUGCACCUUGACCGGGAUACUGCAGAGUAUAAGGAGAUCCUUGAAGACAUUAAUGAUUUCUAUGACUGUUUUCAUAUGUUGUAGGCUUACUCUUACAGCAGUAUCCAAGGGGAAAGAAUCAAAAGUAUACCUUCCAUCACUUAUCGAUCAUAUUUUGGAGUAGCCUACAAUUUCAUGAAUUUCACGUUGAUAAUCUCAUUUUAUAAUUAUAAUGUUUUGCUUUACAACAUUAUUGGUUGAUCCACAGAUGUUGCAAUCUCUAUUGCACUCCACACUGCCCUUUCCCACCUGGACGAAAGGAACAUCUAUGUGAGAAUGCUGUUCAUUGACUACAGCUCAGCGUUCAACACCAUAGUACCCUCAAAGCUCA
Molecule: messenger RNA, 1358 nt
Organism: Oncorhynchus mykiss (rainbow trout)
Lineage: Eukaryota; Metazoa; Chordata; Actinopteri; Salmoniformes; Salmonidae
Source: RefSeq, a predicted model, not a curated record